Molecule: messenger RNA, 6700 nt
Organism: Pelodiscus sinensis (Chinese soft-shelled turtle)
Lineage: Eukaryota; Metazoa; Chordata; Testudines; Trionychidae
Gene: NOL4L
Product: nucleolar protein 4 like
Source: RefSeq, a predicted model, not a curated record
AUGCAUCAACGCUGUGAGAUGGGCGACAAGGCAAUACAACCCCCGCUGCUGCUGCGGGGGAGCCGCCCCGGGGACAGCGAGCUGGGGCGGCAGUUCCGGGACUGGUGCCUCCGCACCUACGGGGACUCGGCCAAAACCAAGACGGUGACCCGGAGCAAGUACCAGCGCAUCGCCGAGGUGCUGCAGGGGGGAGUCGGCUCGGGCAGCGGCUCCGGCGGGGGGGAGAAAGGCAAGUUCCAGUUCUGGGUCCGGUCCAAGGGCUUCCGGCUGGGCAGCGGCACCCGGGAGGCGGCGAAGAUGGGUCAAGUGGUGUAUGUGCCGGUGAAAACGGGAACGGGGUCAGAUGGACUGUCGGAGCCCGAGGGCAUCUCUCUGAAACGCGUGGCUGUGGUGGAAGAUUUCUUUGACAUCAUCUACUCGAUGCAUGUGGAGAACUCGGCAGAGCCAGGCAAAGCACCCAAACAUGCCGGGCAGAAGAAAACCUAUCGAGCGAUUGCAGAGACCUAUGCUUUCCUUCCAAGAGAAGCUGUGACCAGGUUCCUGAUGAGCUGCACGGAGUGCCAGAAGAGGAUGCAUUUUAACUCCAAUGGCCUGGAGCCCAAAGAAAAUGAGCCACCCUCCUCUUUGGUCUCUGGAAUCAUUGACUACAACAUGCCUCUCACCUCCACCUAUCUGAAGCAAAUGAAGCUGCGGGUGAUGAAUUCCCAGGAGCAGGAUGAGACGUCGGUGAGCAGCGAGGAUUUUGAUAUGAACGACUCCACAUGGAUUGCAGCUGACCAGCAUCUGAACUCCAGUUUGAGCCCCAGUCAGGACGAGAGCAUGCGGAGCCCUCAGAACCUGCACAGCCAGGAGGAUGAUGAUUCCUCGUCCGAGAGCUGCAGUGGGAACGGCUCCUCCACCCUGAACCCUUCCACCUCCAGCAGCACGCAGGGAGACAGCGCCUUCCCGGAAAUGAACGGGAACGGGACUGCGGCUCCCAUGGACUUCACCGCCUCAGCCGAGGACCAGCCCAUCAACCUCUGUGACAAGCUCCCGUCUGCCCACGUCGCUCCCUCCUACCAGUCGGACAGCUGUGCCGACGGGCUGCGGAGCCGGGUCAAGUACACAGCCAAGACGACAGCGGAGUCCCCUCCAUACAGUUCGGGCAGUUACGACUCCAUCAAGACCGAGGUCAGUGGCUGUCCAGAGGACCUGACCGUGGGCAGAGCGCCCACCGCAGACGAAGACGACGACGACCACGAUGACCACGAGGAUAACGAUAAGAUAAAUGACUCUGAAGGGAUGGAUCCGGAGCGACUAAAGGCCUUCAAUAUGUUUGUGCGCCUUUUUGUGGAUGAGAAUCUGGACCGUAUGGUUCCCAUCUCCAAGCAGCCCAAAGAGAAGAUCCAGGCGAUUAUAGAGUCCUGCAGCCGACAGUUCCCCGAGUUCCAGGAGAGAGCUCGCAAACGCAUUCGCACUUACCUCAAAUCCUGCCGGCGCAUGAAGAAGAACGGCAUGGAAAUGACCAGACCCACUCCACCGCACCUCACCUCAGCCAUGGCAGAAAAUAUCCUCGCAGCUGCAUGCGAGAGCGAAACACGGAAAGCAGCCAAGAGAAUGCGACUGGAGAUCUAUCAGACAUCUCAGGACGAGCCGAUCGCUUUGGAUAAGCAGCACUCCAGAGACUCCACAGCCAUCACACACUCCUCCUAUUCGCUGCCAGCGUCCUCCUACUCCCAGGAUCCGGUCUACAUCAACGGCAGCUUGAACUACAGUUACCGUGGCUACGGGACCCUCAGCGGCAACCUGCAGCCUCCCACGUCGCUCCAGACAGGAAACCACAGUAACGGUCCUACUGAUCUCAGCAUGAAAGGCGGGGCAUCUAGUACAGCCCCUUCUAAUAGCACCAGCAGGGCGAUGCCAGCUGCCCAGCUCAGCCCCACAGAGAUCAGCGCAGUGCGACAACUGAUUGCCGGCUACCGAGAGUCAGCAGCUUUCCUCCUUCGGUCUGCAGACGAACUGGAAAACCUCAUUUUACAGCAGAACUGACGCCUGGCGGCGGCGUAGCUCCUGUCUCAGAAGACAAUUUACAUCCUUUGGAAACAGGCUCCUCCGGGUAUCCUGCUCAGGACUAGUCAUCGUCCUCCCACCACGUAGCUGGUACAUUUUGCUUUUAAAAGCUGGAACCCAAGAACUAUUUUCUUUCCCACGCGGAGCACCUGGGACUUGGGGCACAAGGACACAUUUUUGACUCUCAACACAGGUGCGCCUAGCUGAGCAGAAGCCAAACCUCCAGCUUGGAUGGGUGUGGGAUUUUUUUGGGGUGGAAAGGAGCCUGGGGAGGUUUGGGGCUGCAGCUGUAUUUAGAAUAACCUUUGUGGACCCCAGCGUUAGAAUCCCAUCCCCAGAUAAUUACCUUUCAAGGUCUUAGGUGAGCAGAAUUGCAUAUUUAUUGAGAAAUGGACCUUCCUCUUCCCUUAGUAAUUUAUUUUUCUGAAAAUGGAUUCUUUUGAGUUUGUACAGAUUGCCAGUUUUGUGUCCGUCUGAGCGGAAGGAAUUUGUUUCCUGUGAAGUAACACAUUCCAUAUCACUACACUACUAACGGCUGGGCCGCGCCCCCAGCCUCUCCCAGGAGAGACCCUGCUCUGCAGGGUACAAGUUUUCCAUCUAGCCCCGCACUUCUAGGCUGCUCUGCUGCCAGCAAGCUUAGGCAAAAGCUGAACAAUGUGGCAAGUGUCUUGUCAGACCUUCAUGCCACCGGUCCUGCAGCAGCAAUGGGUCCGAGAUCUCCUGCCAAACUGAGCUCCGUAGGCCAACUGGAAGGACCUCUCAUGCUCAUUUAACUCAGUGCAAAACGGGAAAUACCCGAGAACCACUCCCACCCCUCUUCUACCUCUCACUGCGUUGGGGGCUUUUUUCAGGAUCAUGGGUAUUCUGAACGGUUCACACCAUCCUUGCAUCCAAGACCGGGGCGCAGGCCGCUAGAUAACACUGAUGGACAGCUGGCCAAAGCUGGCUCCCUUUUCGUUCCGAAGAGGAGGAAGGAGCCGCAUUGCUGAGGGACAGCAGCUCCCUGGUAUCAGGGAUGAGGCCUGACCCCUCCCCACUGAGGACACCCAGGCUGUCUCCCCAAGCCGAUGUGGAAGCAGCAGCCAGCUGGUUAGAUAAACACAAUUGAAUACUCAUGCAGCCCUUCUGGGAGAAGAGAUGACUGCAGGUCAACAAGCAGCUCCUUCCUACUCAGAAGGAAGGCAUUAAGAGACACUCAACAGCAGAAAGGGUGAAAAUUUUCCCCGGCGUCUUGUUCCAUCCUCACCCUCCUGUACUAGUCCUGGGAAAAGCUCUCAAGUGUGAAAAAAAUCGGUCUGAUUUCCAUUGCUGUUUCUCCCCUACUCCCACCUGCCCCAGCAUAAAACCAUGCACUUCCCUUUGCUCGGUGCAAUACCUACUCCCAGUGCUGCUACAACCAGGGACUUGGCUCAGGCAUCAGGGGACUGAGCAGGGCCAAGCAAUGCAACAGUCUGUAGCCAUAGAAAGCAGCAGAAAAUUGCUGCCUAAGAGUCUGUGAGAAUUUCUCUCACCCUUGUCCAUGCGAGCAGAAUUCUUCUCCUGCCCUUUCUUAAAGGCAUGGACCAUAACCAGCAGCACCAGAGACACUUGAAGCCCAUUAAAAUAGUUUUGAUCGUUUAAGUGCAGGUGGUUCCUUCUCUGAAGUUAGCUCCUUUUACACCAGUUAAUUGAGCGCUCACUCCUGUUUUGAAGGGUUGUGCUCUGCAGUCCACACUGCCCCCCACCCCUACUGCAGCAGAAAUCAUGCUAGCAGCUGGGUUUCACACUGUUUCAGGGAGCACAGGCUGGGCUCCAGCAAGGACGGAGCCGCCGAUGGUUUGUCAACAGUUUUAACCAAAUUACUUCCCUGUCAUACUAGGGGGAACUGGCUAAAGAACAAGGCCCUGUCCUUUUUCUUAGCUGAAACACACCAGGCUUCUGGCUCGCUAGACCAGGACUGCCGAGCCUGGCCCUCAAAGGGAUUAGUGCAUUGGCCACUUUCCCCAAAAUCUGAACUCUUCCCCAGCUGCUGGAGAAAAGGGAUUUAAUUCCUGGUCAUUUCCUACAGUCAGAGUCCUUGCAGGGAGAAAGCGGCAGUUUGAUGUAAAUCAGAGUUGAUUCCCCUCCUCUCAGCACGAGCCAACGAGGUGGGUUCUGGGGGAACAUGUUCCCAUUUUGGUUAUUUGCAUGUAUGGACAAUAGACAAAAGUCAGGCCAACCUCCAGGGAGCGUGGGCUUGUAUCAGCACCAAGGUAUCUGGGAACAGAAUGACCACACAGAAACCCAAAUUUCAGGCCCAUACUUCCCCUGGCACUUCAUGAGCCUGCUUGAUUUGUCCACUGCAUCCUCCCAUACUUUGAAUUUAUGUAAAUAUUUAUUUUUAGGUGAACAAUACCAUGAAGUAGCAAACCUUUUACAAAACAUUAACCACAGUCUUUGUGAAAGUCUUAAUGUUAAAAGAGAGGCAGAGACAAUCGCUGUCCCAGAAUGCUCUAUAUAAAUUACUUAAUUGUUGCCUCUGUUCCUUUUAAGAGGCCAUCAAGAACACGUUAGCCAUAAAUUUGCCAGCCAACUAACCGACAAAGACACUGCCUAGGGGCCUCUUAUAAACAGAUCAACAGCAGUUUGUUUAAAAUUGCAUUUACUCAAGCUGUAGCUGUCUUUACUAGAUAACCAUCCAACUUUGUGUUUAGCAGCCCUUAACAUUUAUACCACUGGUAGAGCUGUUGAGACUUACAAGUGCAUAGGAUGAAUUGCCCAACUAAUGUUCAUAACUUGCAGCUGGAUGAGACAAACUCAGAUUUCCGAAGGUCUGGUGGCAGUGGUACCUGUGACAAGGUGUGGAACAAAUGAGAUCCACCAUAUGCGUGUGGCAGGGAAAGUUUUAUGUAAAUCGCAUCUUUUACUCUUUGGAGCUAUCUCCACAGAACAUCUCUGUGCUCUCACUGAUCCUUACUCCGUCGUGGUCCUUCUCUACUCAAAGGCUGUUUUGCAGCCCUCUUCAUAAGUUUUAAAAGGUUUGAAAUCUCAAUUUACGAUUCUCAAUGAGAAGGAAUGAGCAGGAGCAAAAUACCCCGGCUCUCCAGCCUUUGUGAGGAGUAAAAGGGGAGUGCUGAGUUAGCAAGUGGUCUGGAAAAAGCAGUGACAGAGAAGAUAAACUCUCCUCCUAACCACCACCACCACCACCACCACCAUUUGUACACAGGGAAUGGUCAGUUCCCAAGCACAGUGUUUCAGUAAGGGGAAGUGUUCACAGGAUUCCCAGCAGACGUGACCUGUACCUCCCCCCUCCACAGGGCCAUCUUCCUCCCACAGGUGGUCAUAGGAUUUAGUAUCAGUCAUUUACAAAAUGCUGCUUUGAACUCAGAGGGUUAAUAUACUUUUGAUUUGUAAUUUUUUGUAAAACUUUUUACAAGGUAGCAUAGUAUUUCACCAGAAUACCAACUACAAUCCGUCCAUGGUCUGAUUUUUAUAUAAUUUAGUGGUGCUUUAGAAACUUUUGUUUGGUUGUUUCGGAGCUGUAAAGCUCAGUUCUUCGCCUGUAUCUACCUAAGACCAAUGUGAACCUUUGUAUUUUUGCUCCUAAUUUUGGACUCAGUGAAAGUGUACUGUUUACAUGUACAGAAUUCCCAGCCCCUGUGUGUUCUGCAAGACCUGCUGCUGAAGAGGAAGCUGCACCUCACCCAGUUCAUCUGCUUAGCAAAGCCACAGACAACGCUGACACACAAACCACCUUAAACCCCACAAAACUGGGAUGUACUGCAAAGAGAUUUUGGCUUUUGCACAGCCCUAUCACACUUUAAGUGAUCAAUUAAACAGUAGUUGUAGCUUAAACAUUGACAGCUGAUCUGAGAGGGUGAGGUGAAGGUAAACAGCCAGGACCCCAACCAGAAAUAGAACCAUAUGAUGGUGCUAUUUCACCACUUUUCCUCCCUGACACCCCAGGCAUGAAGGUGAAAGCUACCUAGCUGACCUGAGGGUUCUAGUGGAGUGGAGGCCAGGGAAAAGGGGAAAAGCCCUCUUUCCUUCAGCACAAUUGAACACAUUUUUACUGAUUCUCAGUUCAAUCAUCUAAGAUGAUCAUUUCAGAUGAAAACGACAGGAGAGGAUUCUGUCUCUAGACACAGGAGCUCCAAAAUGGAGGAGGCAGCUCCUUCAGAAAGUUCGUACAUUCGGGGGCGGGGGGAUGGGGGCUCAGAUACUGAGCAUAUGGCACUUAAAUCACCAUGGAAAGAGAAUCCAGCUUCUAAGGUGACACUUUACUGCUUAAUCGACUGAUUCAUUUCUAAAUAUUUUUGCAGCUAGGCACCUAUGCAACUUAACGUGGCUCUUUUAAGCAGACGAGCACUUCCUCCUCAAUACGCUCUAUAAAAAUUAUUUGUGUUCUAUACUGUGGAUUUUUCCAGUAAGUGUGGCUUACUAUUUUAAUUCUUAGACUGUGUGUCUGUUAUAUGUGAUGCAACUUAAUUCUGUUCUGUUUGUGGAAUGAUUAGCACAGGCCAACUCCCUCUCCCCCCUCACUUAACAAAGACCAAUGAGCUGUUAAUCAAGCUGUUAUUUCCAUGGUAUUACUUGCUAAAUGCACUGAUUUCAUAAGUAUGUGGAAUCCUCUUUUUCUUUUGACUCUGUAUAUCAUAUAUAAGACUGAAUCUACUUAAUAAACACUGUAUAA